Molecule: messenger RNA, 958 nt
Organism: Cryptomeria japonica (Japanese cedar)
Lineage: Eukaryota; Viridiplantae; Streptophyta; Pinopsida; Cupressales; Cupressaceae
Product: pterin-4-alpha-carbinolamine dehydratase 2, mitochondrial
Exons: 5
Coding region: 119-520 (133 amino acids)
Biological process (GO): tetrahydrobiopterin biosynthetic process
Cellular component (GO): mitochondrion
Molecular function (GO): 4-alpha-hydroxytetrahydrobiopterin dehydratase activity
Source: RefSeq, a predicted model, not a curated record
ACAAAAAUUAACCACAUUAAAAAAUGCUCAAAUAUAAAUUUAGACAACCUAAGACCGUAAAGUGGAUUCUGUUUUACAGCAUCGCCAGCUCGUUUCCCUCUCUGUUUAUUUUACCCAAAUGUCGGUCCCUGCAUCAUCUUCAGAAACGGAACUAGCAAAGAAAAAGUGUAUACCAUGUCAAUCAAAGGACAUUAAACCCAUAUCUGAAGAAGAAGCAAAGGAAUUACUACAGCAGAUACCAGACUGGGGUAUACUAAAUGAAGAUGGAAAAUCAAAGUUGCGUAGAUCAUGGAAAGUGAAAAGCUUUAAGAAAGGAUUGGAAUUUUUUGAGUGUGUUGCUGAUCUUGCUGAGUCUGAAGGUCACCAUCCUGAUCUUCAUCUUGUUGGGUGGAAUAAUGUCACUAUAGACAUAUGGACACAUUCAAUAGGCUAUCUAUCUGAGAAUGACUUCAUACUUGCAGCAAAAAUAAAUACCCUUGACUUAGAACCGUUUCUAAGGAAAAAACCUGUCACAAAGUAGUGAUAUACAAAGCCUAAAAUGGCAUCUGUAUAAUUUGAAGUUUGAACGCCCUCUGGAGAGCUAACUAUAUCAUGUGUUAAAGGGUUAUAUGAACUAAUUCUGUAAUAAUAUGUUGUGUGAACUUUUCAUUUGUUAUUUGUAGAUUUUAUAUGGUUUAUUAGAGAACACUCAUUUGUUUUCUGAAUUACUGGAUUGAAUGUUUGUGCUUGGGUAACCUCAAAAAAUUACCUUAUUCUAGAUUCCUAGAACAUACCAGCAUUAAACUUUAACUUGCUAUGAGGCAUGUCGAUGUAUCUUCUUCUGUGGUAGAGGUUUAUCAUACUGUUAUGCAUUGAUAACUUAUAAUGAAUGAUAAUGCUGAUGCAGUCAACCUUUUUUGUGCAAAUAUAAUACUUAUGAGCUUCUAGUGCUUAUGGAAGCAUCCAACAAAUUUAUCCA